AUGGCGCGCCUUCGGGCUGAAGAGGCACAGUCUCGGGACGACCGGGACGCGCUGGCAACCUUGAAGCUGCGGCAUCCGACAUCGGCGGUACCGGCUCCCUUCCAGCCUUCCAAGCAGUUCGGCGCAACUGAGCCUUUGGGCUUCUUUGAUCCGCGUGGGUUCACUGCUGUGGGCGACGAGAGGGGCUUCCGCAAGUUGCGAGUCUCGGAGAUCAAACAUGGGAGAGUGGCGAUGAUGGCGUCCAUUGGGCUGGUUGGUCAGCAUUUCCUGAAGUUCCCAGGCUUGAACAGUCCCGGCUGGCUUCUCCGUGAUGGGCAGGGCGAGGGUGUGCUAGAGAGCCUGGCAGGCUGGGAGGCCGGGCAACUUCCGCAGCGACCCUUUGGUGUGAACAUGUACAACGACGAGAUGAGGAUGAAGGAGCUGAACAACGGGCGCAUGGCCAUGAUUUCCGUUCUGGGUAUCUUUGCGGCGGAGAUGGCAACGGGCAAGGAUGCCAUGCAGCAGUUCGGUCUUCCUGCACUGGGUGCGGGGCUUGCCUCGUCAGCCUCAGCAUCCCGAAGCAGCUUUGCAGGAAGCAGCUCUUCGCGAGUGGCAGCUCAGCAGAACAUCCUGCGCCGAGCGGAAGCCGUGGUGGAGGACGUACUGCCUCCUUUCCAGCCCUCCAAGCAGUUCGGCGCAACUGAGCCUUUGGGCUUCUUUGAUCCGCUUGGGUUCACUGCGGUGGGUGACGAGAGGGGCUUCCGCAAGUUGCGAGUCUCGGAGAUCAAACAUGGGAGAGUGGCGAUGAUGGCGUCUAUCGGGCUGGUUGGUCAGCAUUUCCUGAAGUUCCCAGGCUUCGAACAGUCCCCGGCUGGCUUCUCCGUGAUGGGCAGGGGCGAGGGUGUGCUAGGCUUCUUCGGCAUCUUCCUGCUCUGUGCUCUCUUGGAGCUGGCUUGGCGAGAGGAGCCUGGCAGCGACAGGGAGCCGGGCAACUAUGGCGACCCUUUCGGCGUGAACAUGUACAACGACGAGAUGAGGAUGAAGGAGCUGAACAACGGGCGCAUGGCCAUGAUUUCCGUUCUGGGUAUCUUUGCGGCGGAGAUGGCAACGGGCAAGGAUGCCAUUCAACACGUCAUGGCGCCUGCUUCCUCUCGAUUUCUCGGCACGGGUGUUGCCCUCGGCCUUGCCGGUGCCUUUGUGGCGCCUUCUCGACCGCAAGCGGAGCCCCAGUCUCGGGCGCCCGUGACCCGCACCCCUUCCGCCGCGCCGACCGGGACGACCGGGACGCUGGCAACCUUGGCUGCGGCAUCCGUGACCUUGGCGGCCUUUGGCAAGACCCAACUCAAAUCUACGGCUGCAAAGGACAUCGACGUACCGGCUCCCUUCCAGCCUUCCAAGCAGUUCGGCGCAACUGAGCCUUUGGGCUUCUUUGAUCCGCUUGGGUUCACUGCGGUGGGCGACGAGAGGGGCUUCCGCAAGUUGCGAGUCUCGGAGAUCAAACAUGGGAGAGUGGCGAUGAUGGCGUCUAUCGGGCUGGUUGGUCAGCAUUUCCUGAAGUUCCCGGCUUCGAACAGCUUCUUCGGCAUCUUCCUGCUCUGUGCUCUCUUGGAGCUGGCUUGGCGAGAGGAGCCUGGCAGCGACAGGGAGCCGGGCAACUAUGGAUGCCAUGCAGCAAUUCGGUCUUCCUGCACUGGGUGCGGGGCUGCCUCGUCAGCCUCAGCAUCGAAGCACGCUUUGCAGGAAGCAGCUCUUCGCGAGUGGCAGCUCAGCAGAACAUCCUGCGCCGAGCGAAAGCCGGUGGUGGAGGACGAUACCGGCUCAGCAGCCCUCAAUCAGUUCGGCGCAACCGAGCCUUUGGGCUUCUUUGAUCCGCUUGGGUUCACUGCUGUGGGCGACGAGAGGGGCCUUCCCGCAGGUGCGAGUCUCGAGGAGAUCCAAACAUGGGAGAGUGGCGAUGAUGGCGUCUAUCGGGGCGAGGGUGUGCUAGGCUUCUUCGGCAUCUUCCUGCUCUGUGCUCUCUUGGAGCUGGCAGCGGGGAGGAGCCUGGCAGCGACGAGGAGCCGGGCAACUAUGGCGACCCUUUCGGCGUGA
Molecule: messenger RNA, 2070 nt
Organism: Effrenium voratum
Lineage: Eukaryota; Dinophyceae; Suessiales; Symbiodiniaceae
Source: the annotation of a GenBank genome assembly